Candoia aspera is the source of this 3704-nucleotide messenger RNA. RefSeq names its product SUMO interacting motifs containing 1 (gene SIMC1). The record is from RefSeq and is a predicted model, not a curated record. NCBI's taxonomy places the organism in Eukaryota, Metazoa, Chordata, Lepidosauria, Squamata, Candoiidae. The transcript has 10 exons. Gene Ontology annotation, molecular function: SUMO polymer binding. The coding region runs from base 1478 to 3478 and encodes 666 amino acids.
UUUUGAAAUGAAUUAUAAGCCACUUUGCAAAUGUUGGUAUAAGCAAAAUAAGCCACUGCUCAUCCAAUAAGAAAGCUCCCAUUUGAAUCCAUCUUGUGCCCAAAAGGUAGAUCAGGACCUUUUAUCUUGACAAAUGAGAACCCAAUUUUAGCAUACUGAUUUCUUUACUCUUAAAAAAUGCAGCCUCUGUAAUUUUUCAUGCUUCAGUUACCAUUACUUUUGAACAGUGAGACUUGCAACAAAGUGUUGCAGUGUAGAGUACUUCUUCUGAAGGCACCCUGUUCCAGAAUUUCAUAUUCCUUUCCCUUUCUUCCUUUCCCCAGUCUCUCAACUCUCCAUUUUCCCCUUCAAUAGAUAACAUUUUAAAUGAGAUGCUGUCUUUGUUGGGCUAUUUUGAACUUCCUUAAUUUCUUUCUUUUGCCUCCUGCCCCCUUCCCCCACAAACUUUUUUUUCUCUUAAGCAAACCUUGAUAUUUCUUGUCUUUUUCUUGUAUAAAGAUGAUAACAGGUGUGGAUAAGGCUAUUUUGAUUGCAUAAGGAUUCACAUUCAGAGAAUCAGUUGGUCUUUUAUUUACAGGUAUCAGUUUAACUAUCUAGUUCCUCCUAGUCAGUAUGACCAGUAGCAAGAGUCUCCUGAAAAGUAACUUUUCAAAAGUAUUGAAAAACACUCAAUAGGAUUAGAUCAGAUCAGAUUUUGAUAUUGUAAUCCAAAAUCUCUGGAGAGUACCAGGUUUCUAAGCCCAGGUGGGUAGAUACAGAUUUGGCAUUUGCAUUUUCAAUAUUUCCCUGUAUAUUUGAAUGUUUAUCCAGGAUUCUAAGUGUGAUUUUUCUCUUCAGUAGUUUAUUCUAAUAAUCAGAAAACUGACUGACCCUCAAAAGUUUGAAAGACUAGGAAAUGGGGAAUUUGAAAAAAUAAGAUAAGAUCAAGGCUUUUGGGAACUCCAGCUGGAGAUAGGAGGGCAGAGUGAUGGACAUUUUCUUGCACAGACUCCAUGGAAGUUUGCAGGUCACAAUUCUCCCUCAAUGAAAUUCCGUUGACCCACUGAUUCUGAGGCAGCUUUCAAAUGCCACAAGAUUCUGGCAAGGGGAGUUCAAAUACCUGAAGUAAUGGCAGUUAGACAUCUCUCCUUCAGUUCCCAAGUCAGAUCAGAGGAAAUGCACGUCUGCUUGGGCCUUUGAUUUAAAACAGCUGCAUUCUUAAAUGAACUUAAUUCUCAUGGUGGGCAGUGAGAGUUGUUCCUGUUACAGCUGUUCACAUGGAACCAAAAUCUAACCUUUUCACAUUUGCUUAUUUUAUACUUGCAUUGCUGCUUCCUGUACUACAGUUCCUUCACUGCAGCCUUUCCCAAGACCAGCAUCUUCAGGACAUGGAAAACUACAAUGAUCUUUACCCCCAGCCAGUGCCAUCAAAGGUUCAGUCCAGGAAAGUAAUCAGACAGAAACUCUGAAGGAUAUUAUUGAUCUUACAGAAGAAGACAUGGUUGUAAAAACAACAGCAUGCAAGGACUUGGAGAUAAUUGAUCUUACAGAGCCUGAGGAGGGCAUGAUCAGCUCCCUCCAGAACAGUAGCUGCUUUGCCUGGGACCUGAAGCCUUCAACAGCAGUCUGUCCUCAGCCGGUCUGCUCUCCUAACAUUCUCACUGUUCUUGAUGCUGAGAGCAAACAUACCGUGCCAGGGGGCAUGUGGGUUCAAGACUGUGAACGAUCUUCCCCCAGACUGGAUGUAGGGAAACCGGACUACCUUCCAAGUAACAGCUUCUCCUGCCAUUCCAACUACAGUGAGGAAUCUGAAGGCAGCAGUCACACCACCUACAACAGUGAUUUGGGCUCUUUGGGAAGCCCUCAGCUGGAAUCUGAUGUUUUCUCUCUCUCAUCAGGCAAUGAUGGCACUGAAUGCCCAACUUGCUUGGACCGUGUAAAAGCUCCUCAGGCUUGCCCAUCUGAAGAAAACCCCAACUUGCGGGUCUAUUCUCUGCAUCAGAGACUAUCCCCAAGCCUCUGCUGCUCUUCUUCGAACACUUCCAAAUCUGUAGCUGAAGCUGAUCAGCCUUUGCUCCUGGCAAAAAAAACAUGGAGUGCCAUGGAAUCUAAUGUUCAGGAACAAUCCAAGCAGACUGAUAUCAAGGUCUGGUUGAAAACACUACCGUACUGCCAUGGGAUGCAUGUACAUCACCCCUUUCUUCAAAAUGUGGUGCUGGAAAAGGAGUUGAGAAAGGAUAAAAGACUAAAAGCCCAACCUAUUCCAUUCCGGAAAUUAAACAUAGUAUCCAGCACAAUUGAAGAGAAUUUUUUCCAGGGAACCUUGGAUUUCCUUAUGGAUUAUGUAUCCUGUCAAUACUACCCACCAAAAGAGGUCACAACCUGUGUGGUCAGGCAGAUUCUGCUGAGCCCAGGGGAUCAAGAGGGGCAACAGGAGAUACACAAGGAUGCUUACAUGUUGUUGAUGAAAAUCCAGGCACUUCAUCCAGCAACAGCUGAUACAGUGGUGUGGGACUGGCAACUGCUAAGUGAGGUCAUAGAAGUGCAGGAAGAGAUGAUUCCUGGCCGACUCCUAUUCCUGCAGUAUGUGAUACAGACCUUAGAAGAUGACUACCAAAGGGUGAUCAGGACUGGUGUUCUGCACGGAUCCAUUGCCAAGGCAGUGCUUUCCUGUGACAACUGCUUCGGAAAUGUCAAGGAAGUGAUUGAAUGGCUAAUAGCUGUGGUCACUGGGGCCAGAAUUUCCCAGCACGAAAAAUAUCUGCAGAAAGCCAAAAGUCUAUUGAUAGACAAAUCCAGAGGUCAGAGCUACAACUCCACUCCUGAACUGCCCUUAAAUAAGACAGCGCAGAAAGAGGAUGCCUCCAUACAAUUUCAGAUGCAGAAGGAGGUGGCACUUCUGCAGAGGAUGCUUUCUAUAGCAGUUGAAGUAGACAAGUCUCCAAAUUGCAAUGCUAGUAAAAUUGCAGAUAUGAUGUUUUCUUCUCUGUUGAAUAUUCCCAAGCGUUGUCAAAGGGACAUCUUCCUGAGCACAAUGGAAUGCCACCUUCUACGAUGCAAAGUGUUGGAGCUCAUUUUCCAACACAGCUGCUUAACACCAACCAAACUGCCUUUGUCUCUGGCAAAAAUACUGUAUUUUCUGAAACACGUUUCUCUGCCGCUAAUGUACCAGGACAGUGAAGCAACAUGGCAGAGAUGGGAUGAGAUGCUUCAUCAACUGAAUUUAUUGUUGCUGAGUUACCGUACUGUAGUUCUAGAGCACUUAAGAACCUCAGUUUGUGAACGUAUUAAUUUAACUCUCAAAGCUGCUAAACCCAAACUACAACCACAUGAUUAUAUUGAAAAAAGUGAUAUAAAGUGCAACAUUAAGAGCUUCCAGAAGAAACUCUGCCAAAUUCUGGGACAACCAAUUCCCUCACCCAUCAAAGAAAAGAUUGGCCUACUCCAAGUAUUGCUUUUCACUGCUAUGUAUUAUCUAGGAGGACUAUUGGAUGGCUGAAAGAUGGACCUCUUCCAAGUGAAAACUAAGCAUAACAAGGUUUUUUUUAAAAUUAAAGACUAAGCUCUCUUUGUAUUCCAGUAAAAUGCACUGUAUUCCCAGAAACCGGGUAGCUCAAGGACUUGUCAAGUUUAUUCUAAAUUUCUAUUAACAUACAUGUUUGUCAGUCCAGUUUUAUUUCAAGUUUUGUACAUCUUUUAUAAUAAAUUAUUUUACUAGCUGAAAA